Blastomyces dermatitidis ER-3 is the source of this 4952-nucleotide messenger RNA. Its product is annotated as tRNA (guanine-N7-)-methyltransferase. Gene Ontology annotation, biological process: RNA (guanine-N7)-methylation; tRNA methylation. The coding region runs from base 276 to 1280 and encodes 334 amino acids. Gene Ontology annotation, cellular component: tRNA methyltransferase complex. Gene Ontology annotation, molecular function: tRNA (guanine(46)-N7)-methyltransferase activity. The record is from RefSeq and is a predicted model, not a curated record. The transcript has 3 exons. NCBI's taxonomy places the organism in Eukaryota, Fungi, Ascomycota, Eurotiomycetes, Onygenales, Ajellomycetaceae.
CGAUGAGAAACUAUAGUCGGGCUGGAUGCAAUGGCCUGGACCAAUUGGUUUGAUUUGCCGCGAUUCUAAUAUAUCUCAGAAGCUACAUAUAUUUUCAAGGUGAUAUAAUUAUCCAAUUUAUGCGACGAUUAGCGGCAGGUCCUUUUCAUCCAAAAAAAGAAAAGAAAAAUACUCUUUCUCCGCCCCGCCGCAGCCUUGUUGCGUGUUUGCGGGGAACAAAAGCCCUUUCGGAAUAUACAGAAACACCCAGAUAAAACACAGAAAUAAGACUGGGAAUGACAUCUACUCCACCUACUAAGCGCCAGAGGCGCAGCGAGUACCGCAAAACUCAAGAGCAACAGAUUCAGAGCGGCGAAGUCCACCUCCCUAAGAAAAGGCUAUAUCGGCAGCGCGCCCAUGCGAACCCGUUCUCAGAUCAUAGAUUAUCAUACCCAAUCAGCCCAGCACAUAUGGAUUGGUCGACGCAUUACCCUGCGUUUGUAGACCCAAAUCCGGACAAUGUAAACCUGAGUGGUGCACGGUGCUUAACAAAAAAUGUGGAGAUAGCGGAUAUUGGAUGCGGGUUUGGGGGAUUAUUAGUCGCCCUAGCGCCCUUAAUGCCAGAUACGCUGAUGGUUGGUAUGGAGCUCCGGUCUCAAGUCCUCGACUAUGUGACGGAUCGCAUUCGCGCUCUCCGUGCACAACGACCCGCACCUCCCCUUCCCAGCCCUAACUCACCAUCCACACCUCCACCAACAGCUGCUUCUGCUGUUUCACCAUCGCAAUCCCAAUCGCAGUCACUAUCGCCAGCCCCCUCCUCGUUCUCACAGUCGUCGCAAGCCAGCUACCAAAAUAUCUCCGCUAUCCGCACGAACACCAUGAAAUUCCUCCCGAACUUCUUCGCCCACCGCCAGCUCUCUUCCAUUUUCAUCUGCUUCCCAGAUCCACAUUUCAAAACCCGCAAGCACAAGGCGCGCAUUGUAUCGUCAUCGUUAAACGCGGAGUAUGCAUAUGUUCUCCGGCCUGGUGGGAAGUUGUACACCAUCACUGAUGUGGAGGAGUUGCAUCGGUGGAUGGUUAGCCAUUUUGAUGUUGGGGGUGGUGAGGAGGAGGCGGGAGAAGAAGGGGGGAUAAAUACUGUAAAGGAGCUGUUUGAGCGGGUUGGGGAUGAGGAGCUGGAGCGGGACCCGUGUGUUAAGGUUAUGAUGGAGGAGACGGAGGAGGGGAAGAAGGUCACAAGAAAUAAGGGAAAGAAGUUCGUCGCAGUAUGGAGGCGAAAGGAAGAUCCACAGUGGCCAUGAACAGAUCAGAUCAAGCUCCUCACUAGCCGUUAUAUAUACAUUUGAAAUUUGAAGAUGCGUUGUUCUAAGGGGCCAUUCCGAAACGUGGAAAGCAAUCUUCGAAUUUUACAAGUCAAAUCACUACUCCGAGUUUGUCACCGGUCAUCCGCCAGCAUGGACCGGCUCUCCUCCCAAAGCACCUCGGGGUUUGGAUGGCUGCAACCGCAGUACUCGAAACGACAGCCCCUCCUAACAAUUCAAUCCCGUCGAAAUAAGCAACGUCAAGGACAAACGUAUUAGAAAUCGAAUUUUCAAAUACAAACUCUCAGGAGAACGAGCAAAUACACAAGAGCUAGCGAUGCUAAAUAAAUAGCAUAAAACUCCGACAAAGCUCCCAAAACUAUUUCAAUCAAAAUUAAAAUCCCCACUCGCAGACACAACCUACUCUAUUAUGCUUCCAUACCCCAAAAUGAGUUCAGGUUCACAAAACGGCAAGCAAGAAUAAUGAUAAGCACGGGAGCCCCUGAAGGGGAACCAUAACGCAGACGAUAAAAAUUGAGAAAACCGAAAAUACCUAAAAGCAACGCUCACAAUAAACGCAAUACUACUUCAUCACAUUCGUCCGAAGAGAGCUACUGACAAUCCGUAUCGAUUCGGGGCAAACUCGAAACCAUAUUGUUUAAUAGCAAUACUGUUCCACAUAGUGCACGGCUUCGGUAGCAAAACAGGGCGAUCAAUGUCCAAAAAAUGCCGUACACAGGGCCACCAUGACCUUUUGAGCCAAAGUUUUUGUAUUCCGCAAUAGAAGUUGAAGAGAUAUAUUGAACCCAAAUAUCCCAAAAAUUAAUCAAGCUUUCAGCCUUCGUCCCUCGCAAGCUUCGCAAACAGCGGUUUCAAUAGGGCCAAUAAUCGGACGUCCCUUUCUCGUGAAUCUCUGUUCCGCUUCCCUGACAAAAAAGCGCCCUUCAGAACCGAAACUGCCACUGCACUCGCUGCACACAAAGCACUUCUCAUGCCAUUGGCCACCGAGAGCGGUAACCACAACAUCGUCGAGCACCGGCUGCUUGCACCCCUGACAGCGGGAGGCGGUACGUUUAGAAUGACAACCGACGCACCACGCGUACCCAGCUUUCUCCACGAAAGGGGUAGUCGGCGUGAAGGGGUCACCGCAUUCAGCGCAGAAGAAGUGACCGACAUGCCACUCCGCCCCGCACGCGACGACAACUUCGCCUUCUAUAGGCGUCUUGCAGCUCUUGCACCUUGGGCUGAAAAGCUCGUGGAAAUCUAGAUGACAGUAAAAUCGUUUGUCAUUGGCUCCUUCGUCGUUAGAUUCAGCGUCCGCUAACCUUUCUGCUCGUUUAUCUUCGGGUUCCUGGUAGAAAGCGACACAUUCAAGUGGGGUCUGGCAGUGAUAGCACGUGAAGCAUUCGGGGUGGAAACGGGAUUCGCAGGCUGUUACUAUGCGGCCGGCUAUGGAUAGCCCACAAGCUGUGCACGAUGCGGUCGGAACGCCAGUUCGGGUAUAAGGUGUGUACCAGCGGUUAGUAGACGAACCUCUCGAGUUUAUGGAGUUCUGCUUUCUAUUUUGGCUGAUUUCCGGGUUUGGUAGUGGUCGGGGCUUUUGCUCCGCAGCCUUCAUCUCAGAAAUUGUCGGUGGUGCGGAGGACGAGACAGUGGGUGCUGCUGAAUCGUCUCCACAAAUAUUGAUGGCUGGAACCGAGGGCUCGUCCGGAAGGUUGAUAGUAGGUACCGCACCCACGGCAGGGGGUGUAACCUCCACGGUUGGCUCCUUUAUAGAUCCCCUAAGACUAUUUCGUGGAGAAUCUCUGGGAGAAUUGCUCUGCGAUUUAUCUCUCCAAGACGGGUCGAAGCUCACGAUUGGGCGGCCAGGACGAUCGCUAACAGCAGUGGGCAUAGGUAGCUUGGUACUGCGAUCCUUGCGUCGCAUGCUCGUGGCUGCACGAAUGUCGUCGCUGCGGAUUUCUUUACCAUCUUUAGUAUCCUCACCAUUUGUGCCACUAGUGGCAGAGGGGGAGGGAGAUGGAUUUUCUGUAUAAAGAGGGUUCCUCGAUUGCGACGGCGGAUUCCUAUGAAUGUCUAACACAGAUUUCUUCUCUUCCGGAACUAAUUUCCUAGGAAAAGGCCGGGCACCUCGAGGCAAUGAAUUUCGAGGCUUAACUUUCAAAGCUGAGCUUGGCAGUGCGGAGUGUGUGGUCUCAGCGUUAUUUAGAGCUCCGUCCUCCUGUGGUUCCUCAUAUAUUUGAUCCUCUGGAUUUCGGAAGAUGCCCUUCGCUGAAUCGUUGCUGGCAAUUCUCGUCCGCGGACUGACUUUCCUCCGUGCAACUGUCUUGGGGGAAUUGGAAUCCUCCCGGGCCACUGCAAAGUUAACGUUAGGCUUUUGUCGCAGGGUUCCAUUUUUCGUGAUAAAGAUAGUUUCAUUAUCCUCAGGAACCUCAACGAUUUUCGGUGGAACAUGGGUUCCUGUGGGAUCUCCUCGCCUUUGGAAUUCAGGGCUUUCCCUGCCUGUACGACUCCCAUUCGAUGAACUAUCUGAUGCAGAUCUGUAACCUCCUGACGAAGAAACACUUCCAUGAGGCCCCUUCUUCAAAUGUUGACGGAAUCGAUGGGUGCCAUUAAGGUCGGGGUUCCGGUAGGCAGCAUGUGGAUUAAGCUUCGGAAAGCCAGAGGUCUGGUGGCUCAGUACCAAUUGUGUAGCCUCCUCCUGGGCUGCAGCAUGCAAUCGCUUUUCCUCAUCUAGAAAAUCCAUUUCUUCUAAAGCUUGCCGUAACGACCGUGCUUCCUCUUGUUCUAUCCAUCUCUGGCUCCGUACUUUGUAUGUUCCCGUCGUCGACCUAAUACUCGCGGUUGGAGAAAGGCUUCUUGAUAAAUCAUAUGCUUGUUCUAGAUCUUCUUCUGACGACUGCCCAGUGGAUCCACUUCCAUGGGAAAGUCCUGAGGUUGUUCUGUGGUGCGAUAGAGCACUUCUUGAGCGCUGAUAGGGCUCGAUGGAGGAAAGAAGAUGGCUUUCUGAGUUCGCGUUCAUAGAAAGUGCUGACGAUGCACGGGGUGGUAUAUCACUCCUGAGUCUUUGGCUCAACGAGUCAUUCUUUGUAGGUAAUGGUCGAGAUCCAUUAGGGCGGGGGGGUCUAUUUGUACGCAGGUCCUUUAGGUAUGUUGCUAUGGGGAGAAACGGGUCAGUACUCAUUGGCUAGGUAGCUCCUUGUCUGAAGCAUAGAAGACAUGCAAAGAUAUAAACAGCCACAAUCUCGUACGGGACGAACCCUCCAUAGUUAUGGUAAGCUAGGUACAGGAGGGGAGGGGAAAUGAAGGGAUACCGACCAAUCUGUUCCUCGUUCAUGUAGCUUGGUCCUGGAGGGGACACCUUCCGGGUCCCAUUUUUGGAUCGUGAAGCACUGUGAAUCAUAGCUGCUAGAUGAGUUCACUGAGGGUUACCCUGAAUAUGACGAGAUCAGGUUAUGGGGUCAUCAGUAAUAUCGUGGACUAUGGAAGCUGUAAUGGUGGCUUUGUAUACGGUUGUUUGGUGGUUUGGACCUAGAGCUGAGCUUUUAUAAAUAGGAGUUUAGAGCAAUAACUAGUUUAUAGUAUUUGUUGACACGGAGGUUUAGCAGUGUUUAUUGACAACACUUGAUAAUUCUAUGGUGAUAUAGCUGUAGGAGCAUUAGAAGACGGGCA